Scaptodrosophila lebanonensis is the source of this 976-nucleotide messenger RNA. Its product is annotated as trypsin 3A1. Bases 23 to 805 code for a protein of 260 amino acids. The transcript has a single exon. Lineage: Eukaryota; Metazoa; Arthropoda; Insecta; Diptera; Drosophilidae. The record is from RefSeq and is a predicted model, not a curated record. Gene Ontology annotation, biological process: proteolysis. Gene Ontology annotation, molecular function: serine-type endopeptidase activity.
AGAAAAAGUUGGAAAGCUUAGAAUGUUGAAGACGAUUUUAUUAUAUUUUACCAUCUUGGUGUAUGCCGAGAAAAGCUGCAUUCUAGGCCAAGGCCAACAUCCCAAGCCGCGAAUUGUCGGCGGCUUUCCAGCCAUUGAGGGCUCCAUACCCUAUAUGGCGUCAUUGCAGCAAUAUGGCCAGCACUUCUGUGGCGGGGCUGUUGUUAACGAGCGGACGAUUGUCACGGCUGCGCAUUGCCUGGAGAAGACCACGCCCCGCAUGCUGAAAAUUAAGGUGGGCGGCACUAACCGUGCUGCAGACUAUGGCCAACUAUUCACGGUGGCCGCGUUCCAUUACAAUGAAAAGUGGACCAGACAGACAAUGGACUGGGAUAUUGGUAUUGUCAGGUUGGACUCUCCCAUGGCCUUUAGCGACAAAGUGAGAGCCAUUCCCUUGGCAGGUAGCUCUGUACCGGCCGGAACCUUUGCCACAAUUGCCGGCUGGGGCUAUACGACUAUUUUUGGACCUGGCACUGAGCUGUUGCGUUACGCCCGAGUACCGAUUGUUGAUCAGGAGCUGUGCAAUCGUCUGAUGGGCAACAUCAUAACCGAUCGAAUGGUGUGCGCGGGAUAUAUGCGCGGUAGCAUCGACGCCUGCCAAAUGGACUCUGGCGGGCCAUUGGUGGUACGGGAGGAGCUAUACGGGAUUGUUUCAUGGGGUGUAGGCUGUGCAUUGCCCAAUAAGCCCGGAGUUUAUACACGCAUCCAAAUCGUGCGGACUUGGCUCAACGAUAUCAUGUCAAGAUUCUACAAUGAAGUGCUCUAACUUAAUGCGAUGUUAUCAUUGUUAACGGCUAAAUGCAAUCCUUCAAAAAAUAUGACGCCGCUACCGGUCAUUUGUAAACGAGUAUAUGUAUGUAUGUAUGUAUGUACUUACUUUCAUCUUGCCAACAAGCCAAUUCAAUCGCACGCAAUAAACCUAAAUACAUAUUAUGCA